AUGUUAGACACUCUCGCCUGUCCUGCCACGUAUCGAUGCCUCGCGAUUGUCGAAAUCCUGCGAAGAAUCGUUGGCUUUACGACGGAAGAUACUCUCCAUACUGUUGCCGUUCUGUCGCGCACAAGUCGGCUCUUUCAUGACGUGGCACAAGAGGCGGUCUGGGAAGACCAAGCGACGCUUCUGAAUCUGUUUCACUGUCUCCCGGGAGAUGUCUGGGACGAUACUCGAGAGCUAUGUUCUUUCUUACGACCACCUAACCCUUCCGAGUGGAAACGCGUGAUGGCCAAUGCCGCGCUUGUGAAAUCGCUUAAGCUAGAGAGCAACGAUUGCGGACUCUUGGGCCCGGAUUGGGGAAUUAUUGCCCUCCACUGUCCGGAAAAAGUUCUAUUUCCGAACCUGAAGGAGCUCGAGUGGGAAGACAACGACGACUGCGAGGCGCUCUCGCACGCACACCUGCUUCUCGGACCAAAGCUACGGAACCUUGCACUCAAGCUGGGCGCCGAUGCCCACGUGAGCACUGCUCUUGAAAGGCUCACGUCGCUCCUCGACACCGUCGCAUGCCAGCGCCCCCCAUUACGCGAGUUAUACGUGCCCAUCGAAACCGGGAGCGUAGCUCUUUGCAAGGCGCUGGGAAAGGUCAUCCAGUCCGUAGAACUGGAGACAUUCGAGAGUACCGUGCCUCUCACCCAGGAACAGAUCAUCGCGGUGGCAAAGUCGCGUUCUCUUGAGAUAGUAGACCUCCACUGCACAUCAUCUUUGGACAUCAACGACGAGGUCUUCAAUGAAGAGGGCGUGUUUCCUGCCAUCGCGGCUCUCUACAUGAGCGUUAAAAGCUUGGAAUUGCACUCCGUACGCCGCCUUUUCCUGGACGCCAGCUCGCCGGACUUGGGAACUAUACAUCUCAAGUGCACUAAGGAUCCUCGUGAAGAGACUCUGGUAGAGUUUCUCGAGGGGCUGGCGAAACGACCGAGCGCGUUUCACAUGCGGUCAUUAGAACUCGUGUUUGCGAAGGACGCCUAUCGUAACUCCCCUCCGCCCGCAGAACAACCAGAACACGUGCUUGGUCCUAGAGUUCUGGCGGCAGCAUUCGCCCUCAAGUCCCUUACUCAGCUGCGUAUCAAGUCCCGGAACCUGGACAUCGAUGACGAGACAGUUCACCAGAUUGUCCUCAACCUCCCUCAGCUGCAAUCGCUCCUUCUCCUUCCGACUUGGUACUCGGGAAGGCCGUCGAAAUUCACCUUCAGAGCGAUCGCGCUGGCGGCGUCCGGUCUGCCCUGUCUGAAGGAGCUCGGCCUGCCCCUGAACAUCGAGGGAGCGCACUUCCCUGUGCCGUACCCUAAUCAGUGGUACAACCAGUCGUGCACGAAACUUUACGUCGCGGAUUCCCCGCUGACCGACGAGCGCAUCGAGGACGUCGCCGUCUUCCUGUCUAUGUGGUUCUGGUACCCGGAGCUGCAGAUCAUCGCGUGCGAGACGGGCGUGCCCGGCGACAGGUUGCGUACCCGGGAGAGGGGCAAGCACAAAGCGGCGUGGGAGAAGUGCCAGAAGCUCCUCCGUCCGCUGAGCCGCGCUCGCUACCAGGAGCGAUUCCGAUACGGGCUCCCCGAUGCGCCUUGGACAGUGUCGUACUCUGUCCCGCUGCUCUGGCGGGCAGAAAACGACAAGUCCCGACAUCUGCCUCUCAUACCGCAGUACUCGCCUACCCCUCUAUGA
Molecule: messenger RNA, 1713 nt
Organism: Phanerochaete carnosa HHB-10118-sp
Lineage: Eukaryota; Fungi; Basidiomycota; Agaricomycetes; Polyporales; Phanerochaetaceae
Exons: 3
Coding region: 1-1713 (570 amino acids)
Source: RefSeq, a predicted model, not a curated record